AUGGCCGCUAAGUCGGAUGGAGCGCUCGUGUCUGUGCACAAUGAGAGCCUCUCCCGCGGUCCCCCCGGCGGCGCGCAGCGCGCGCCUCCCCGCGCCCCGGGCCCCGGGCGCUACUCGCUGCUCGACUGCUGCUGGGUGUGGUGCGCCCUGCUCGUCUUCUUCUCGGACGGAGCCACGGACCUGUGGCUGGCCGCCGACUACUACCUGCGGCGGGACUACUGGUGGUUCGCGCUCACGCUGCUCUUCGUGGCCGUGCCCUCGGCCGUGGUGCAGGUGCUCAGCUUCCGCUGGUUCGUCUACGACUACUCGGACGCGAGCGGCGGCGUGAGCGGGGCGGCGGCGGCGGCUGCGGCUGCGGCGGCGGCGGCGGCCGCGGCGGGAUCGGGAGGCGCGGGAGCGGGAUCGGGAACGAGCACGGCGUCCAGGGCGGACUGCGAUUUCAGCACCAAGGGCAGCGAAGAGCAGCGACAGCAUCAGCAUCAGCAGCAGCAGCAGCAGCAGCAUCAGCAUCAGCAGCGCGGCGCCGGCGCCUCCCCAGUGAUCCUCGCGCCCGGCGCCCGUAGCGGCACACAGCGCUGCUGCAGGUUCUGCAUGUGGCUCUUCCAGUCGGUCAUCCACAUCCUGCAGCUCGGACAGGUCUGGAGAUACGUUCAUGCCUUGUACCUGGGGGUGCAGAGCCGCUGGCACGGGGACCACGAGCGGCGCCACUUCUACUGGCGGAUGAUGUUCGAGAACGCCGACAUCAACAUGCUGCGACUGCUGGAGACCUUCCUGAAGAGCGCCCCCCAGCUGGUGCUGCAGCUCAGCAUCAUGAUCCACAGCAACCAGAUGUAUCCGCUGCAAGGCCUGUCUGCCUCUGCUUCUCUCGUGUCCCUCUCAUGGAUGAUCGCGUCCUACCAGAAGGUUCUGCGCGAUUCUCGCGACGACAAGAUGUCCAUGAGCUACAAGGCGGUGAUUGUCCAGAUGCUGUGGCACUUCUUCACCAUCGGGGCGCGCACCAUCGCCUUCGCCCUCUUUGCCUCCGUGUUCCAGCUCUACUUCGGCAUCUUCAUCGUCACGCACUGGUGCAUCAUGACCUUCUGGAUCAUCCAGGGCGAGACGGACUUCUGCAUGUCCAAGUGGGAGGAGAUCAUCUACAACAUGGUGGUGGGCAUCAUCUACAUCUUCUGCUGGUUCAACGUGAAGGAGGGCCGGACCCGCUACCGCAUGUUCAUCUACUACUUGAUCACUCUGGCGGAGAACGCGGCGCUCACCGUCCUCUGGUACCUGUACCGCGGGCCGCAGAUCUCUGACUUCAGCGCCCUCAUCGUGGUGUGCGUGGUGGUGUGCAGCUUCGCGCUGGGGAUGUUCUUCAUGUUCGUCUACUACUGCCUGCUGCACCCCAACGGCCCCAUCUUCGGGGGUCAGUGGAGAUGUGCGGAGGAGGGGGUCCUUGAACCGUGCAUGGUCCCAGCCCCUCCUCCGGAUGUAGUGACCAGCCCGCCCCGGACCCUGCAGAGGACUACGGGACAGGACAGGGACCAGGUUCCGGGCGACAGGGACAGCUGCCUGCCUGUGUUCCAAGUCCGGCCCAGCGUUCCCCCCACCCAGGUGCCCCGUGCCCCCCGGACAGAAGGGCCGGUCAUUCGCAUAGACCUGCCCAGAAAGAGGUAUCCGGCCUGGGACGCCCACUUCAUCGACCGCAGGCUGCGUAAGACUAUCUUGGUGCUGGAGAGUACCUCCCCUGUGACACCUCGCCUGCAGUACCGCAGUCUUGGCACCCCCAAGGAAGUAAUGGAGUACGAGACCACUGUGUAAACCACCUGCCCCCCUGGAGGGGGGUGCGCUGGUGCAUCAUGACCCAUGGUCACAGCGCUGGAGCAGGAGCAGGAGCUGGUGACUGGAGGCUGGUGCUCAGUGAGAGAGAGAGAGAGGAGAGGUGUCAGAAGAAUGCACUGAUCCUGCAGCACCGGGGACCGGCACCACCUCCUCUGCUGCAGCCACGCCGCCGCUCCACGUGCGUGCGUGGAUGAUGUCAUCACUGGGCGACGUACCCCGGAGUCCACGUAGAGCAUCAGGACUGGACCGCUGGGGUGGGGGUUGGGGGGGUUUCUGAGCUCAAGGGUGAAACCAGGUGGAUGUAACCCGACAGACGGCGCGGGAAGGAGCAGUGGAGUGGUGAUGAUGAUGAUGAUGAUGAUGAUGAUGAGAAUGAUGAAGAAAAACCUUUUAGGUCAGCGGCGUUCAAGAGAACUUGGUCCUCUGGAGCCGACCGCAUUAUAAUGUCGACGUUAAAUUAACACGGAAAUGUUUGUGUCUUGAUUUGUUUCUAUAUGGUGAGGUGACUUUUUUUUACUCAAUGGCCAUGUCUUUUUAUAUCACUUACGAAAUGGCAAUUAUGUAUAAAAAUGGCAUUUUUCUUGUGUACAUAUAAAAAGUAUAUGAUUUCUCUCUUU
Molecule: messenger RNA, 2435 nt
Organism: Scleropages formosus (Asian bonytongue)
Lineage: Eukaryota; Metazoa; Chordata; Actinopteri; Osteoglossiformes; Osteoglossidae
Gene: xkr7b
Product: XK, Kell blood group complex subunit-related family, member 7b
Exons: 3
Coding region: 1-1797 (598 amino acids)
Biological process (GO): phosphatidylserine exposure on apoptotic cell surface; apoptotic process involved in development; engulfment of apoptotic cell
Cellular component (GO): plasma membrane
Source: RefSeq, a predicted model, not a curated record